Messenger RNA from Plasmodium adleri (nom. inval.), 2988 nucleotides. Its product is annotated as Plasmodium exported protein, unknown function. The record is from RefSeq and is a predicted model, not a curated record. The transcript is spliced from 2 exons. Lineage: Eukaryota; Apicomplexa; Aconoidasida; Haemosporida; Plasmodiidae. Bases 1 to 2988 code for a protein of 995 amino acids.
AUGUUAAAGAUAGAAUCAUUUGAAAGAAUAAUAAUAGAUAAGGAAAAAUAUUGGCGUAAAAUAUGGAUUUUAAUAUACACAAUAAUAAAUUUGAUAUUAAUUAAUUGUAAUCUAUAUGGAAUAAAAUAUAAUAAGCGAGAUGUAUGGAAUCCUACCCUUAUAACAAGUAGACACCAUAGAAUUUUGAUACAAACAGGAGAAUUAUCAGCAACACAAGUGGACGUACUUAGGAAAACAUUAUUAACAGAUUUAUCAGGUGGUAGUUCUAUAGGAAGACAACAAACUGUGUUAAGUAAUAAACUAGAUGAUGAUACUAUAACAAAAAAAUUGAUGGAAAGAGGAAUUUUAAAAACAAAUAUAACAGAAAAGAAGGAAGUAAAAAUUCAAGAAAAACAAAAGGAAGAACAAGAGGAAGUUGUAGAAUAUGAAGAAAUUGAAGUUGAUGAGGAUGAAGAUGAAGAAGUGGAAUAUGUAGAAAUUGAAGUAGAUGAAGAUGAAGACGUAGAAUAUGAAGUAGUUGAAAUUGAGGUGGAUGAUAAUGAAGAAGUAGAAUAUGAAGUAGUUGAAGUUGAGGUAGAUGAUGAUGAAGAGGUAGUAUAUACAGAAGAUGAAUUAGAUGAAGAUGAAGAUGAAGAUGAAGAUGAAGAAGAAAAAAUAGAAGAAAAAAAAGAAAGUACACAACUAAAAAUGGAAUCCAUAGAAAAGAAACCAUUAGAAAUUAAAACAACUCAAAAAUAUCCAUUCACAACGGAUUCACAAAAGGAAAUAGACCCAUUAAAAAAAAAUGAAAUAAAAUCUUAUGAUCCUUUUAAAAAGGAUAUGGUUAAACCAGAGGAUAAUUUAAAAAAAGAAGAAAGAAAAUCAUAUGAUCCUUUUAAAAAGGAUAUGAUUAAACCAGAGGAUAAUUUAAGGAAAGACGAAAGUAAACCAUAUGAUACUUUAAAAAGAGAUGUAACACAAACACAAGAUAAUUUAAGAAAACAAGAAAGUAAACCAUAUGAUCCUUUUAAAAAGGAUAUGAUUAAACCAGAGGAUAAUUUAAGAAAAGACGAAAGUAAACCAUAUGAUCCUUUAAAAAGAGAUGUAACACAAAUUCAAGAUAAUUUAAGAAAAGACGAAAGUAAACCAUAUGAUCCUUUAAAAAGAGAUGUGACACAAACGCAAGAUAAUUUAAGAAGGGACGAAAGAAAACCAUAUGAUCCUUUAAAAAGAGAUGUAACACAAAUGCAAGAUAAUUUAAGAAAAGACGAAAGCAAACCAUAUGAUCCUUUAAAAAGAGAUGUAACACAAAUGCAAGAUAAUUUAAUAAAAGACGAAAGAAAACCAUAUGAUCCUUUAAAAAGAGAUGUAAAACAAACGCAAGACAAUUUAAGAAGAGAAGAAAUAAUAAUACAAGAUACGUUAAAAGCGGAUGUUAUAAAAGCACAGGAUAUUUUAAAAAUGCACGAAACAGUAGUACAAGAUACAUUUAAAGAAGGUUCUAUAAAAGCACAAGAUAUUUUAAAAAGGCACGAAACAAUAGUACAAGAUACAUUUAAAGAAGAUUCUAUAAAACAACAAGAUAAUUUAAGACGAGAUAAAAUAAUAAUAGAAGAUUCUUUUAAAAGAGAAGAAAGAAAAUCUCCAAAUAUAUUAAAAAGGGAUGAAAUAAUAAUACAAGAUAAUUUUGGGAGAGAUAAAAUAAUAGUACAAGAUCCUUUAAAAAAAGAAGAAUCGAAACCUAAAGAUACUUUAAAAAAAGAGGAAGUAAAACCAACAGAUACUUUAAAGAAAGAAGAAGUGAAAAUAACAGAUAAUUUAAAGAAAGAAGAAGUGAAAUUAAUAGAUCCUUUAAAGAAAGAAGAAUCGAAACCUAAAGAUCCUUUAAAAAAAGAAGAAGUAAAACAAACAGAUACUUUAAAGAAAGAAGAAGUGAAACCUAAAGAUCCUUUAAAACGAGAGGAAGAACAAAAGGAAGGUCUAAACCAAUUAGAUAAAAUUAAAAUUAAUAGAGUUGAAGAUAAAUUCAAAAUACAAAUUCCUCAUAUAAAGUCAAAAUUUAUUGAAAGUACAAUAAAAGAUAUUUUGAAAGCAGAAUAUGAAGAUGCAGAUGAAGAUUUAACAAGAAAAUAUAGAAUGAUAGAACUUAUGAAUUUAUAUUUUGAUGAAAUGGAUAAGUUUCAUCAAGAUGAUAUAUAUACAAUUAUUGAAAAAUAUAGUAAACAAAAAGAAUAUAGUUCUAUUAUGACACGUAUGUUUAAGGAUUUUAUGGAAACACACCGUAUAAAUUCUAUAUUAAGUAAAACUAUGUUGGUACCAUUUGGAUUAAUUGUCGUCCUUAUUAUAACUAUUGGUAUAGUAGGUACUGCCCUUGCAUCUGUGACAACUUUGGCAUCUUCUGUUGGUCCAAUACUUGGUGUAAUAUGUGGAGCAUGUGCAUUUAUUUCAUUGGCAUUUCCAGGUUUAUUUUUUGUAAGGGAUAAAAGGAUCAAUGCAUUUAAAAACAAAUAUUUUAAAAUUAAAGGUAUAAAAUAUAUAACGAAGGCUGUUACGAAUACAAAUAAAUCUCAAGAUAAGGGGGGGAAAAAAUGGAAUAUAAAAAAUAGCACUGUGUUUAAAUCGAUUCAGGAAACGGUGAAAGAGAAAUUCGAUACAGGAAAUGUAGGAGGAAAAGUACUUCCAAAAAAUAUUACAAGUAAAACACCACAGAAAAAUACACAAAAUAUACAAAAUAAAUAUCAACAAAAUGCACAAAACAAAACAUAUCAACAAAAUAUACAAAAAAAACAACCUCAACAAAAUACGCAAAAUAAAUCACCUCAACAAAAUGCACAAAAUAAAGCACCUCAACAAAAUAUACAAAAUAAAGCACCUCAAAAAAAUGCACAAAAUAAAGCACCUCAACAUAAUGCACAAAAUAAAAAACCAGUACAAAAUAAUUAUUCAAAACAUAAUGGAAAAGGUCCUAACCAAAUGAAUAGACCUAAUCCAAAUAGACGUGUAGUAUAA